Messenger RNA from Racocetra fulgida, 680 nucleotides. The record is from the annotation of a GenBank genome assembly. NCBI's taxonomy places the organism in Eukaryota, Fungi, Glomeromycota, Glomeromycetes, Diversisporales, Gigasporaceae.
UACCCGGCGCUGUACGAAUAACAUUGCAGGCCCCACCUAACUUUACCACUCCUUCUUAUUGUAUUGGAGGAACUUAUCCUUGCGUUUUUUGGAGCGCAGAUGCAACAGGUGUUGCGUUUUUUACCACUAGAGUAAGCUCGAUAAAUUAUGCUCCACCACCAGGUUGUGACUUUUUAAAAGCUCAAUCACCAUCAGAUCCGUGUUUCUUUGAUCCAAAAGCUCCAAAUGUACGUAACACUACACUUGUACCAAUGUCUUUUAUCGGUGAUAUUGAAGAUUAUACUGUGAUGAUAGAGCAUUCAGUAAGAGGAAGGAUUACUUCCAUCGCAAUUCGUAAUGGUUUAUUGGAAGGUAAACUUAUGUCUCAUGAUGGUAAAGAAAUUAGGACCAUAACUAAUGCUACAAGAAUGGCUCUUAAUAAAAAUGCUGAUGGUGAUAUUUUUACUGUUAAAGAACUUCUUGAUGCUGCUGGUGCAAAUUUGGAUGCUAAAAAAGAUCAAGGAGAAGUUUACAGGACUUCUGGAAUAGUUAUCGUUAUUGUGAUCGAAUACAAAAAUAAUCGCGAAGACAUAACCUAUAAGUAUAUACCUCAAGUGAUUGACGGAAAUGAAUAUAAAACAGUUGAACGAAUUUAUAAUGGUACAAGUGGCUCAAUUACAUUAGUUGAUAGGCAUGGGUAA